Molecule: messenger RNA, 1391 nt
Organism: Actinia tenebrosa (Australian red waratah sea anemone)
Lineage: Eukaryota; Metazoa; Cnidaria; Anthozoa; Actiniaria; Actiniidae
Product: adenosine receptor A2b
Biological process (GO): G protein-coupled receptor signaling pathway
Cellular component (GO): plasma membrane
Molecular function (GO): G protein-coupled receptor activity
Source: RefSeq, a predicted model, not a curated record
CCCAAAAGGAUGGCGUGAAUGUUAUACUGAAUGGUGAAAAAAGGCUCACGAGAUACGUGGAGAUGAUAAAAGAAAGACGAACGCUGUAGGUGACUCGGCAUGAUCACAACCACGUUAGAAGUUUGGAAUUCCCCAUCAUUUACUAACAGAAGAAAAGAAGAAAAACUCUGUGUCGUUUUUUAUGAAAAGAAGGAGAAGAAGAAAUGGAUAACCAAACAUCCUUAGAUUCUGAAGUUGAAAUGUUAACGACUGAAGCCGUUAUUGUCUGGCUCACUUUUUUUGAACUUAUUGCCAUCCUCAUUGUCUUCUUCAAUGUCGGAACAAUUUUAACAUUUGCCACGAGCCGAAAUCUUCGUCGCCCAAGUGUGUACUGCCUUAUAAACCUAGCAGUUGCUGAUUUGUUAUAUGGCUUGUCUGUGAUUCCUUACGGUGCCUACCAUUUCGUUCUUAAGCUUUUCGAUCCGCGUUUGGAAUCAGAAAGCAUAGCAGAAUUUGUCUUGAGGACUUUAAUGGAGUUAAUGUUUCUAGCGUCUUUACUGUCGUUGGUUGGCGUUCCUAUCGAACGACUCUUUGCAACUUUCUUUCCUUUUAGGUAUCGUACGAUAAAAAGCACUUUUUUUAUCAAAAUAUUUGCAAUUAUUUGGGUUCUAUCGAUACUUCUUGUUAUUCCAUAUCAAAUUAGUUCUUUUUAUGGCUACAGUUCAUGGCUUAAUCCGUACAGUUUUUUCAUCAUUGACUUGCUGUUACUUUGCAUUAUUAUUUUAUCAUAUUUAGCUAUAUUUAUUAAGUUAAAGCUGCAAAACCAACGCCAUAGACAACAUCAGCAGCAGGAUACAGUGGAACUAACACAGAAACGGGAGAGACACAUCGCAAAGACUUUAUUUUUUGUCACUACACUAUCUUUGUCGACAUGGUUGCCGUACAUUAUCUUUGAAUUGGUUCAAUUGUCGCAUCCAAAUCGUUCUUUUGGAAUUGUAUCCAGAAAUGUUAUUGAACUUAUACAGCUAUCAAAUUCUCUUAUUAAUCCUAUAGUCUGUCUGUUUAGGAUGAAGGAUUUUAGAAAGGCUUUUAGCAAGCUGAUUUGCAAAUGUUUUCAUAAAAGACAACGCAUCCAUCCCAUGGUCCAUGAUCCACAAAAGCCUACCCUUGAGUUGAAGUUUCUUAAAUAAUUGCAUAGUUGCCUAAUUUUAUAUUGGAAUUGUGUUGCUGUUCUUAAAUGCUUAUUUUGCCUAGUAAAGUUUUGUCUUCAAAGUUGUUAUUUAGUGGACCUGCACUCCGGUUUAAAAUCUUCUUAUAAUUUUUUAAUUAAUUUGUUUUUAAAAUUCUGCAUUGUAUUUCGUAGCGAAAGUUUCCAAGUGUUUUUUUAUUAUCUCUUGAUAAAACGAAAUACU